Messenger RNA from Aspergillus calidoustus, 2529 nucleotides. The record is from the annotation of a GenBank genome assembly. Lineage: Eukaryota; Fungi; Ascomycota; Eurotiomycetes; Eurotiales; Aspergillaceae.
AUGCGUUGGUCUACUCUCUUUCUGCCAUUUCUGGCCCUCGCGGCCGCUGAGGAUGGCUCGAAGGGGUGGCUGCGAUACGCCCCUGUCCCAUGCAAUCGCCAUUGCCAGCGAAAUUUGCCGUCGCACAUUGUCACCUUUAAUUCGCAUAACUCGACUCGGAGUCCGAUCGAGACUGCAGCGGAGGAGCUCCGACAGGGAUUCCACUCGAUUGUUGGGAAAGCGAUACGCACCUCGCCCAACUGCAACCUCAAGAGUUCGAUUCUGGUAGCAACCGUGGACGACUACCGUCUUUGCAAAAGCAGAAUCCCUCGCAGCCUUCCCGGCCUAGACCAAGAUGGCUUCUACAUCCAUUCCGAGGGGUCCUCAAUCACCAUUAUCGGCCAGAGCGCCCGUGGCGCCCUGUACGGGGCAUUCGAGUACCUCUCCCGCCUUGCACAGGGAGACUUUGCCUCCCUUUUAGAUUUGAAGUACACAUCGAACCCGCAUGCGCCCAUCCGCUGGGUCAACCAGUGGGACAACAUGGAUGGCAGCAUUGAGCGCGGCUACGCCGGCCCCUCGAUAUUUUUCUCCGGCGGCAGCAUCGUCGACGACCUCACCCGGGUCCGCGAAUACGCACGCCUCCUCUCCUCUGUCCGCAUCAACGCAGUCAUCGUCAACAACGUCAACGCAAACGCAACCCUCCUUUCUCCCACAAACAUGGACGGGCUGAAGCAGAUUGCCGACGCGAUGCGUCCGUACGGUGUGCAGAUUGGAAUCUCGCUAAACUUCGCCUCGCCGCAGGAUUUCGGAGGGCUGGAUACAUACGACCCGCUCGAUGAAGCGGUUAUCGCCUGGUGGGAGGAUAUCACCGACCAGCUAUACGCGCGGAUCCCCGAUCUGGCGGGGUAUCUGGUCAAGGCCAGCUCGGAGGGCCAGCCGGGGCCUGAUGCGUAUAAUCGCACCCUGGCCGAGGGCGCGAAUCUCUUUGCGCGGGCAUUGCAGCCCCACGGUGGAAUCCUCAUGUUCCGCGCCUUUGUGUACGACCACCAUAUCUCGGAAGAGAACUGGAAGAAUGACCGCGCGAAUGCAGCUGUUGAGUUCUUCAAGCCGCUCGAUGGGGAAUUCGAAGAUAAUGUUGUGAUCCAGAUCAAAUAUGGCCCGAUUGACUUUCAGGUGCGCGAGCCUGUGUCUCCGCUUUUUGCCAAUUUGCGCGACACGAAUGUCGCGAUCGAGUUGCAGGUCACGCAGGAAUACCUGGGACAGCAGGAUCAUCUUGUUUAUCUCCCGCCUUUGUGGAAGACAAUCACGGAUUUCGACCUGCGUGUUGACAACGCUUCUUCGCUGACGCGGGAUAUUGUUUCUGGACAGCACUUCAACCGUCCGCUUGGAGGAUGGGCGGCGGUGGUGAAUGUCGGAACGAAUACCUCGUGGCUCGGUAGCCACCUGGCCAUGUCGAAUCUCUACGCAUACGGGCGGAUGGCGUGGGAUCCAACGGUUGACGAAGUCGAGAUACUCGAGGACUGGACGCGGCUGACCUUCGGAAGAGACAAGGAACUCCUCAACACCAUCACCAACCUCUCCAUGGCCUCGUGGCCCGCCUACGAGAACUACUCGGGUAAUCUCGGCAUCCAGACCCUGACUGAUAUUCUAUACACACACUACGGCCCUAACCCCGCCUCGCAGGACGGAAACGGCUGGGGGCAGUGGACGCGCGCCGACCACGAUACCAUCGGCAUGGACCGCACCGCCUGGAAUGGUACAGGCUUUUCAGCACAGUAUCCUCCGCAAGUCGCCGAGAUGUACGAGGAGAUCGAGACAACGCCGGAUAACCUGCUGCUGUGGUUCCAUCACGUCCCCUACACGCACCGCCUGCACAGCGGAAAGACGGUCAUCCAGCAUUUCUACGACGCGCAUUACGCCGGUGCCGAGACCGUUGCUUCCUUCCCCAAGCAGUGGGACGCGGUCAAGCGUGUAAUCGACGAGCGGCGCUUCAGCGAGGUUCGAAGGGAGCUCGUCUACCAAGCCGGCCACGCGGUUAUCUGGCGUGAUGCAAUUACGAAAUUCUACCAUAACCUCUCGGGUAUCUCGGAUACCCGCGAUCGCGUCGGCAACCACCCCUGGCGCAUUGAGGCAGAGGAUAUGCAGCUGGAUGGGUUCGUCCCGUACACAGUUAGUCCUCCCUCGACAGCAAGCGGGGGCAUCGCCAUUGUGACGGAGACCAACUCGACAGUCGGCGUCGCACACACAACACUUGAUUUCCCGCAAGGGAAGUAUGACCUCGCCGUCAACUACUAUGAUCUCUACGGCGGUCAAGCGACCUGGAAGGUCUACAUCAACGACGCCUUGGUUGGGUCGUGGAAGGGUGUCAUGGAAGAUACAUUAGGGCACACGCCGUCGAUAUAUCUUGAUGGGCAUUCGGCGACGAGGGUCCGCUUUGCGGAUGUGAGGAUCAAGCCGGGUGAUGUGUUGCGCGUUGUUGGGGAGGCUGAUGGGGUUGAACCGGCGCCUGUGGACUAUGUUGCUUUUCUCCCUGGUGGUGUAAUUGAUUAA